Molecule: messenger RNA, 960 nt
Organism: Knipowitschia caucasica
Lineage: Eukaryota; Metazoa; Chordata; Actinopteri; Gobiiformes; Gobiidae
Source: the annotation of a GenBank genome assembly
AUGCUCCGGUCCAACAGCUCUGCGCCGUGGACAGGAGUGCCUCUGUCUGUGGACUUCUCUCGUCCAGAACACUACAUUGUGUUCCUCUUCCAGCUCCUGUUCGCCUCCUGCACCGUCCUUGUGGCUGGGAGCGUCGCCGUCAGUAUCCUGGCCACAAGAGCGCUGCGCCUUCAGAACCGCUUCCUCUUUAUGCUCAACACCAGUGUGUGCGACACGCUGGUCGGCCUGUCCGUCUACUAUCUGGGGCUGUUUGAUGUGAGCGAGGGGUAUCCAUCCAGGAAUGGGACCCUCAACUUCCUCCCGUCUCUUUUAGGCGUUAAUAUGUUGACUUUUAUGUUUGCUCAGUUCGACCGGUACUUCGCCGUGUGCCACCCGUUCCUGUAUACGCGCUACUUUACGCGCCGCCUCGUGAUAUGCGUGAACAUCUACAGCUGGGUUCAGGUAUUUUCACAGGCGACUAUUCUGUAUCUCAUCCCGCUUUCAAUGGCUUUUCAGAUGUACGCGUUCAGCAUGGUGUACCUACAGCUUAUAGUCCUCACUAAAGUAGCCAUGACCAUUAAACUGUAUAUUGUGGCCAAGUCUCAGAUGCAGCGAGAGCCUCCAGGUCCAGAAAGAGAGAGCAACAAGGAGUCUCUGAGAAUGAUCGUGUUUGUGGUGAUCAGCUUCUUGAUCCUCUGGUCUCCUUCUAUAGUGAACAUACCCAUGAGGCUGUUUGGACGCGGAGUCACUUUCCACAACGAGGCCACAAACCUGUUCGCCAUCAUGGCCCGGGGCAGUGCACUGGUGACUCCGGCCGUGUACAUCUGGGGCAGUGCGGCUCUGAGACGCGCUCUGCUCCGUGUGGUGUGGGGGAGACUGUGUCCGUGCUGCAGGCGGCGGGAGGAGGGAGAGACCCCCGCAGCGCUGAGGGACAACCGCGUACAGCAGCAGCGCUUUCCGACGGAUAACACAAACAAAUGA